Molecule: messenger RNA, 491 nt
Organism: Limulus polyphemus (Atlantic horseshoe crab)
Lineage: Eukaryota; Metazoa; Arthropoda; Merostomata; Xiphosura; Limulidae
Product: pre-B-cell leukemia transcription factor 1-like
Exons: 2
Coding region: 182-424 (80 amino acids)
Source: RefSeq, a predicted model, not a curated record
GAAUAACUCGCACGUGUCUCACAAUGGAUGAUAAUCUAGGAGUUUCUUCAUCACGUGGAGGGAAACGAUCUUCAAAGCUUCAGUUGUUGACGUAAUAAAGUAUUCGUCAUCUUCCUGUCACUGACGUGCAGUAUGAUGAUAACUUAUUCUUCUUUCAGCUUCCGGUCCCGGCGGUUACAACAUGGUACCAACAUCACAGGGGCAGAUCAUCAGUCCUCCACCUGGUGCAGCGCCACCGAGUGACGGUCUUUACAACAUGAGUAUGAACGGUGGCGACUCUUAUCAACCAGUCUCCACCAUGGGAGCGAACGUCCAGUCACAAGCGAACGCCCUAAGGCACGUGAUCACCCAGACGGGAGGCUACACGGAGGCCCUGACGGCACAGCCAGCAGCGAGCAUGUACAGCCACCAGGUACAAUUGUGACAAAAUGUAUGCAUACAUACAAUUUUUAUCUCCUAAAUGUAUCAAAUGAGAAUGUUCGUUGUAAUCA